Molecule: messenger RNA, 3708 nt
Organism: Thermochaetoides thermophila DSM 1495
Lineage: Eukaryota; Fungi; Ascomycota; Sordariomycetes; Sordariales; Chaetomiaceae
Product: RNA polymerase-like protein
Exons: 2
Coding region: 1-3708 (1235 amino acids)
Biological process (GO): DNA-templated transcription
Cellular component (GO): nucleus; RNA polymerase I complex
Molecular function (GO): DNA-directed RNA polymerase activity; ribonucleoside binding; DNA binding
Source: RefSeq, a predicted model, not a curated record
AUGGCGCCCGAACCCACCAGCACCGAAUGGGACCAUGAAUACAACACAAUCCGAAGGGAAAAGCUUUUUCGGAAUCCCCCGACCGACCGAACCGCUUAUCCUGCCCUUCAAGAGGCUGUCAAUCCUCAUAUAGAGUCUUUCAACGCCCUUUUCCGCACCGAUGGCAAGCCUAGCUUGCUCGACCAUGCCAUUGCCGAAAUUGGGACCAAGACUUUUCUAGACGGAGAUGAGAGGGCAGCGCCGGAGGGCAAAAACAAGCUGACCAUCCGGUACAAGAGUAUCACCCUCCAAAAAUCUCAGGUUCCGCCAUCAAACAAGUGGGCCAAGCGCCGCGAAAUCUUCCCGGCUGAGUGCAGGGAACGACACGUUACAUAUCGCGGAAAGCUCACGGCGACCUUUGAAUACCGUAUCAAUGAUGGCGAGCCCCAGGAGUUUGUCCGGGAGCUCGGGCAAAUGCCCAUCAUGGUCAAGUCCAAUAAAUGUCACCUAGAAAACAACCCUCCAGCACUCCUCGUUCAAAGGAAAGAGGAAUCUGAGGAAUUGGGUGGGUAUUUCAUCAUCAACGGCAUUGAAAAGAUCAUUCGGAUGCUCUUGGUGAACCGGAGGAACUUCCCGCUUGCCAUUAUCCGUCCAAGUUUCACAAACAGGGGUCCUUCAUAUACACAGUACGGUAUCAUAGUACGAUCUGUCCGACCGGAUGAGACCUCACAGACAAACGUUCUCCAUUACCUCAGUGACGGCAAUGUCACAUUCAGGUUUUCGUGGCGGAAGAACGAGUAUCUGGUUCCUGUCAUGAUGAUCCUCAAGGCUCUUGUUGAGACGAAUGACCGAGAAAUUUUCGAGGGUCUCGUGGGCCCGCCAAACUCCAAGGGUAUCGAAAACACCUUCCUGACAGACCGGGUCGAACUUCUCCUCCGCACCUACAAAAAGUACGGUCUCUACACCAAAUCGCAGACACGAGCCUAUCUGGGCUCCAAGUUCCGCGUGGUGCUUGGCGUUCCAGAUACCAUGUCCGACUACGAAGUCGGCACGGAAUUCCUCCGCAAGAUCGUUCUUGUUCACCUAGGGUGCGUCAAUGUCACCGAGGAACAGGACCUCGACAAGUUCAAGAUGCUGCUUUUUAUGUGUCGCAAGCUCUAUGCACUUGUUGCCGGUGAUUGUGCCGUCGAUAACCCCGACGCCGUUCAAAACCAGGAGAUCCUGCUUGGUGGCUUCUUGUACGGCAUGAUUCUGAAGGAGCGGCUGGAGGAGUUGUUGUCAGUCUCUCUAAGGGCUGCUUUGCGAGAUUACCUAAGGAGGAACCCUACAAUUUCCUUCACAUCCCAAACCUUUCAAAAAGACUUCCCUAUUGCCAUCUUCAGGCGGACAAACGAGAACAUCGGCAAUGCCCUCGAAUAUUUCUUAUCGACAGGAAAUCUCCAGAGUCCUUCUGGUCUUGACCUGCAGCAGGUGUCUGGCUUUACUGUCGUUGCCGAAAAGCUCAACUUCUGGCGUUUUAUUAGUCACUUCCGUAUGGUUCACCGUGGUAGCUUCUUCGCUCAGCUGAAGACAACCACGGUGAGAAAGUUGCUGCCUGAGUCUUGGGGCUUUUUGUGCCCCGUUCACACUCCUGAUGGUGCGCCUUGUGGUCUUUUGAAUCACCUGGCUCACAAAUGCAAGAUCAUGACCGACACCCUGGAUACGUCGGCAGUUCCAGGAGCGGUAAUGGAACUAGGAGUAAACGACUACUCAUCAGCAGCUACCAGCGAGAGCGUCGUGGUCAUGCUGGAUGGCAGAAUCAUUGGCUGGUGCACACCCAAGGCGUCCAGAAUUAUUGCUGAGACGCUCCGGCGGUGGAAGGUCGAAGGUAACCACGGUAUCCCUCUUCAGCUCGAGAUUGGUUAUGUGCCGCCAUCUAAGGGCGGAUCUUACCCUGGCAUCUACAUGGCAUCAAAGCCGGCCAGAAUGGUCCGACCUGUGAAGUACCUGGCUCUAGCAAAAGAGGACUUCGUUGGGCCCCAUGAACAGCCUUACAUGUCCAUCGCUUGCACACCUGAAGAAAUCAUCCCCGGCGAUCACACUCACGUCGAGUACGACCCAACAAACAUUCUCUCCAUCUUGGCCAACAUGACGCCAUUUUCUGAUUUCAACCAGUCACCCCGCAACAUGUACCAGUGUCAGAUGGGUAAACAAACCAUGGGUACUCCCGGUGCUGCGAUCAAGUACCGGACAGACAACAAGAUGUAUCGGCUCCAGACGGGUCAGACGCCCAUCGUCCGCUCGCCGCUGCAUAAUGUUUAUGGCUUUGACAACUUCCCCAACGGAACGAAUGCUGUUGUGGCUGUCAUUUCGUACACGGGUUACGACAUGGACGACGCCAUGAUUAUAAAUAAGUCAGCCCAUGAACGUGGAUUUGGGCACGGUACGAUUUAUAAGACCAAGAAGAUUAGCCUCAAAGAUGACACGAGGACGCGGACAUCAAAAACCAUCACCAAGAUGUUCGGGUUCGCUCCUGGUACUCCGAUCCGGCCGGAGUAUCGGGAGAUGCUCGAUGAGGACGGGUUGCCUCAUGUUGGGCGGCUGGUCAGGGAAGGUGACAUUCUCUGUGCCUGGCACACUGUCUCAGCCGACUACAGUGGAAAGCUCGUCAACAAGGAUGGCAUCACACAUUGGGAGCGGUACAAGGAUGCGGAAGAUGCCUUUGUUGAGGAGGUACGUGUCAUUGGCAGUGAGACGGGUAACGAGCCUCUUCAGACGGUUUCCAUCAAGCUCCGCAUCCCCCGAUCACCUGUUAUUGGUGACAAGUUUUCGUCCCGUCACGGACAGAAGGGUGUUUGCUCGCAAAAGUGGCCGGCCAUAGAUAUGCCCUUCUCGGAGUCGGGCAUCCAACCUGACGUCAUCAUUAAUCCUCACGCUUUCCCGUCACGCAUGACAAUCGGCAUGUUUGUUGAGUCGCUGGCUGGCAAGGCUGGCGCCCUUCACGGACUGGCUCAGGACUCGACUCCGUUCCGGUUCGACGAGGAGCACACAGCCGCAGACUACUUCGGGCACCAGCUGAUGAAGGCUGGGUUCAAUUACCACGGCAAUGAACCCAUGUACUCUGGGAUUACGGGCGAGGAGUUCGCCUGCGACAUCUACAUUGGCGUUGUCUAUUAUCAACGUUUGAGACACAUGGUCAAUGACAAGUACCAGGUGCGUACUACCGGUCCUGUGGUCCCGACCACGGGCCAGCCCAUCAAGGGCCGCAAGAAGGGUGGCGGUAUCCGUGUGGGCGAAAUGGAGCGCGACGCUCUGCUGGCGCACGGCACGGCCUUCUUGCUUCAGGACCGUCUGCUCAACUGUUCCGACUACUCCAGGUCUUGGAUCUGUCGGGACUGUGGGUCUUUCUUGGCGGUGCAGCCGACGGUGUCGCCUUUCAUUGGAAAGAGGAAGCAGGUCGGCACGGUUCGGUGCCGAAACUGCGCAAAGCGGCUGGAUCAGAUCGAGGAUCUGGAUCUCAUGAAACUGGAGGGAGAGAUCUGGGAAGAUGGACAAGGCGUGCAGUGGAUCGGUGGCGAGAAUACCACGAUGGUGGUGGUCCCAGGAGCGCUGAAGUUCCUGGAUGUUGAGCUUGCCGCUAUGGGAGUCAAGUUAAAGUACCGGGUGGAUAACAAGGAUGCCAUUCGAAGGGGUCCAAUGAAACCAGCGCCACCGAAAGCACUGCUCAACGGGUCAACGGUGUCAGCAUAA